This is a messenger RNA of Camellia sinensis, 2154 nucleotides long. Lineage: Eukaryota; Viridiplantae; Streptophyta; Magnoliopsida; Ericales; Theaceae. The record is from RefSeq and is a predicted model, not a curated record.
UACGGUUUUGGGUAUUCCGGGAUAAAAAAAUGAAAUUUUUUAUAAAUUAAAGGGUAUUGGAGCAAUUUUUUGUGUCUAUUUUAAAGAAUUAUAAAAAUCUGAGGUUUUUUUGUAAUAAAUAAAACAUGAAACCAAAUAAAUUUAGGGUUCUUUAUUCUCUCUAUCAUUCGCUUCUAUUUGCACACACCAUUUACCCUCUUUACACACACUUAAUGAGUUUUUUUUAAUUACAUUUUAGUCCUAAAAUGAAACUACCAAAAUACCCCUUUCUUCUUCAAACUACCAAAACCCUAACCCUAACCCUAACCCUAACCAUCAGUCACCAUCAUCCUCUAUGGCCGCCGCCUCUCUUUUCCUCCAUCACCGCCGUUACCUCUUUCUCCACCAUUGCAACUCCCUUUCAUCUGCAAAUCCAUUGCCUUCCUGCCUCUCUUCCCCACCCUGUCGGGCAUCGUGGAAUCGCCUCAUUUUCUUACCAUUCGGACUACUAGUGUUGAAAGAAUUGCCUCCCUUCGGAAAUCAACCAUCGAACCAAUGAAUUUGGUUCGACUAUCAACAUCCGAACAAAACACAUUGGUUCGACCAUCGACAUCCGAAACCCCCUUUCGUCUGCGAGUCGCCGUCGCCUUUCGUCUACGAGUCGUCGUCGCCUUCCUUUUCGCGACUAAGAGGGGAGAGAGAGAGAGAGAGGUCGCGGUACGUCGCCGGUGCUGCGUCACCGCCGGCAAGGUGGUUGCUAGCUAGGGUUAGGGUUAGGGUUUGAUCGUUGCUUGCUGGUGUGGAAGAAGGGGAGUGGAUUUGGAGUGUGUGUAUGGGGAGAUAACUGGAACAAAAUUGUGUGUGAUGAGUAAAUUUUAUUUUUUUUAUUUUUUUAUUUUUUUGGUGUGUAAAUUAAGAAGGAUGUGUAAAAAGAGAAAUGUAUGUGUGUAAAUAGAACCUCCCAUCAUCUUAGCUCCUUACAUAUCUCAUUCCAAAAUACUCCAAGACUGAAGAACUUCGAAGGUGCUAGGGUUCCAUGUCUAUUCGAUCAUCUCCUUCCAGAAAUACUUCCAAGAGAGUCUGAAGAACACUUUGAAGGUGCGAUUGAAAGGUUUAAUCGAAGGUGCUGCUGAUUGAUUCUCUCCUUCAAAGGUGCGAUUGAAGAGUGAAGGAAUGGACACUGCUGAUGAAGUCAUUGAUAGGCCUCCACCAGAAUUUCAGGAGGAUGUGAAGGAUUCAGUCAUUGAUCUUAGUUUAACAGAUUCAACUGAACUUUGGCUCAUUCAAUGGCCAAUUAAUCAAGCUGUUGAUUUUGAUGGGCAAGAAUUGUCACUGAAGCUUCAUCAUGAUGGAUUGUUGGGAAGUUUUGAGGGUUCAUCUGGAAAAUCAUAUGAUGUGGUCAGUUAUAAUGCAGAAGUUCCAAAUGCUACAGUUUUCUUAUCAUCUGCAUCAGAGUCAAAAAUUGUUGGGAAGAUUUCACGGCGCGUUUCCCUUGUUCAUUACCCGGAGCCUAGUGAACUUGAGAAACAGAAUACCAGUCAUCAGAAGCAGAUGUAUCAGAGAUCUUCUGGAACUUCCUUGACCAAUUCAUCCCAUCGUUUUGCAACUCAUACUCAAAGUACCAGGCCAAGAAGCUCAAAAUCAUCUGGCAGCAAUGCUGCGUCAAUGCUUAGUAGCAAAUAUACAAGUUCUUUGUCUGAGGUAGGGGAGCCAUCGAAGCCUCCAAAGAGAGAACAUAUUGAGGAGCCAACUAGGUCCAUUGACCAGUUUACUCAAGACUCAGGACGUGGUCAUAGUGUGGUUACUUCUUCUGGGUCCUUAGAGCAAUCUAAUGACAGGAAAUCAAAGAAGAAAAAGAAACUCGUGGAGUAAGGUAUGUUGUUUACCUCUUCUUGCACGUUGUGAAAUCCAAGCAUUUUGAGGGUGAUUGAAAGUCUUGGUCUAUCAGCAUUGAAAUAUUACUUGGUCCAUUCAGGAUUCUGAAAUUUUGCAUUCGAUUAGCUUUUGUUAUGUUACUCGUGUAGUUGACUGUAAAAUGUUUGGAAAGCUGAAAUCAUGAAAUAUUUAGUUGUCAGUCCAUGUUUUUGGUGCUUUUGUGUUGAGCUGCUGUGAAGUUGCAAACCUAUUAAUGUGUACAGGCCUUCGCAAUUGUUUGUUAUUUGCAUCUUCCAUUUA